GAGAUUCAACUCAAAGCAGCUAAUGGCAUUUUCACUUUUGUCUUUCCUUCGCCAGAACCCAUUCUCUUGUUACUUUACCUUUGCGUUUCCUUUAUACCCUAUCCUUUCUUUGCAUACAUAAAUGUCCACUCUCAAAGAAUAACCAGCAAUUAAUUGUACCACGAUUUCAUCUCCCACAUCAUAAACCAUGAAAGAUUCACUGGGUACAGACUCGACACCCUCUGAACGCAUGUUGAACAAGCCUAUAUAUGCAGCUCUCAAGUCAUUGUCCCACAAAGUAGGAGGCAUGUUUUGCUGUCAUAAUAAUUCAGCAAACACGUAUAAGCGGUUAGACACUAAGGUCGAACGGAAAAUGAUGGAAAUCAAGAGAAGCACAUCUAAAGAUAGCAAUUUCAGAUCAGUCAAUGGCAUAAUCCUGAGGUUCCCUCAAAUCAAAGAGGGACUCAAGGACAUCAGAGGUGUCUUUGAACAGUUAGAUGAAGAUUCUAAUGGAACUAUCGAUCGUGAGGAACUCAAUAAAUGCUUAGAUGAUUUGCAAUUUCAUCUUGCGGAGAAGGAGAUUGAUGAUAUUUUUCAAUCAUGUGACGUUAAUGGAAGUGAAGGGAUACAAUUCAAGGAGUUUAUUGUUCUUUUGUGUCUCAUUUAUCUUCUAAUGGAUCACUCAUACUCUCCUCAAGCUACAUCACAGAUAGGAUCGCCUCAGCUUAAAGCCACCUUUGAUACCAUCAUUGAAGCAUUCUUGUUUCUUGAUAAAAAUGGUGAUGGAAAGCUGAACAAGAAAGACAUGGCCAAAUCACUGAACGAAGAUUCUCCUUGGGAAAAAGCCCCUGCGCACAUCACGAGGAGUCGAUUCCAAGAAAUGGACUGGGACAGGAAUGGGAAGGUCACCUUUAGAGAAUUCCUCUUCUCUCUGAUCAAUUGGAUAGGGAUUGACACCGAUGAUGACAAUCCUAUGAUAGAAUGGUAAACUAAGUGCUGCACAGCAUUAAGAGGAGCGAGGGAAAAUGUCAAGAUCAGAUCAGAUUUAGCACUUGUACAUAUGAUACUUCUCUUCCUACAUUACUUCAAAAUUGUUGGUUUUGUGUUAUAAUCUGAAUAUAGCUCCAUAUUACCAA
Rhododendron vialii is the source of this 1115-nucleotide messenger RNA. RefSeq names its product probable calcium-binding protein CML22. The record is from RefSeq and is a predicted model, not a curated record. Gene Ontology annotation, molecular function: calcium ion binding. NCBI's taxonomy places the organism in Eukaryota, Viridiplantae, Streptophyta, Magnoliopsida, Ericales, Ericaceae. The coding region runs from base 188 to 967 and encodes 259 amino acids. The transcript is spliced from 6 exons.